Molecule: messenger RNA, 3260 nt
Organism: Xyrauchen texanus (razorback sucker)
Lineage: Eukaryota; Metazoa; Chordata; Actinopteri; Cypriniformes; Catostomidae
Product: zinc finger protein 239-like
Exons: 2
Coding region: 1994-2911 (305 amino acids)
Biological process (GO): regulation of transcription by RNA polymerase II
Cellular component (GO): PcG protein complex; transcription regulator complex
Molecular function (GO): DNA-binding transcription factor activity, RNA polymerase II-specific; RNA polymerase II cis-regulatory region sequence-specific DNA binding
Source: RefSeq, a predicted model, not a curated record
UUUUUCCAUCUGACCAGCUGGCCAAAUUACUAAUAUACGGUUCAGUAUUGUAUCCUUGGUUAUUACGAAACAUCCAUUGUUUUGGAGUUUCAUCAGGAAGUGGACAGCUUAUGUCAGAUCCCAUAUCUUUAUAUUUUCAAAAUGUCACAGUUUUAAUUGAUCAAAUAUCCCAGUUUACUUGAUUGGGAUCAAUUGGGCCAGGUAUUUCUGCUUUCCCAGCCUAGUUGGUCUCGCACUGCUCGCUUUUGAUCUGUUUGCAUGAAACUCUGAAGCACUUGAGUUUACACAGAGACUAAAGAUACUUUAACAUUGUUACAUCCCUAUGCAUGUAUGUGUAUGCAUGCUUGUUUUGUGUUCUCUUCUCUGUUUCCCUCUCUUUUUACACACUCUGAUUAGGUUGCUGUUAUUGGUUAUCUGGGCUGUCAAUCUCAAUUACCCUGAUGACAUCAUCUCCAAUCUCCACCAAUGGAUGGCCCUUCCUUAAUUUUAAAAGCUGUUUGAAUCCAUGUGUUGGGAGCUUUUUCAUUUGAUGACAGCUUUACUUGUUAGCUGCUGAUAUUUGUGUAUUGUCUCUGGUUCUUUGUGACCUUGUACAUUCUUUAUGAAUAUUGACAAAGAUACUCGUUACCCAUUCGUGGUUAUGUGACUUUGGCAUCAUCAUCAUCAUUAUUUAUAUAACUCUCUGCUCAUCUAACCAGAGUGGAAAAGUGGACAGGUAAAAUGUCACGUGACAAACACCUUGCACCACGUAGACUGAUUUUUGUAAUAGACACCUUAGGUUAGGAGUGAGUGCCAACCCCUGUACUUUUGGUGUUUUUUUUGAGAGCAGUUAGAAUAGUUUAGACAUUGGCAUUUCCAACGCUGAUGACCUGUUUUAUUUUCUUUGUUGUGUUUUGUUUGAUCUAACAAUUUAUUGAGUUUAGAGGGCUAUAAAAAUAAGUUUUUCUGAUUCUUUCUUUUCUUUGGCUCCACUCAUGUCCUUUUUCCCUCUGGUUUCAUUAUUAGUAUGUUCUUUGCAUAACAUGUAAACGCCUUAGUCAGUUAUCCUUGAAAAUUACCAUUUUAUACUGUUUACUUGCCUGGUUGCUUUUUGUCAUUUGCCAACCCAAAUACACACCUUAAAUCCGUUUACAAUUAAAAUGUUACCCCCUCAUACCCUUAGACAACCCUAGGGGCCGUAACAAACAUUCAUCUACAAUUUACGUUAUUAAAGUUAACAUUUUCAUCAGUGGUAUGCAGUGUUAAACGUAAUUACAAUUAUGAAUUUUAUGAUCGUAAUCACAAUUUGUGGUCAUGUACAGUACUAUUAUGCCUAUGUAUAAUAGUGUUAAUUCAACUUGUGUAAUUUGAUGGCUGAGUCACAAUCAAUGGUAUUUUUUCCCCUCCGAAAUUGUAAUGUAUCAGUAGGUGUUUAUUCCUUUCAGACCGUCUAUCCUUUUAUCAUGUUCUUCAUUGCGUAUUGGCAUUGUGGUGAAAACCAGGAGACCUGUGAUCUACAACCAUGCCAAUAGCGUUUUUUUUAUUCUAUUUAUCUAAUGGAAAUGUUAUUACUUGAGGUCCAAGUUGUACUUGCAUUUUAUUAAUUUGAACUAUCGAGGUGUGACUGUAACCAUGCACACAUCCCAUGUAUGUAUCCGAGCUUAAAUAUAUAUUGUAAUCUAAAAAUGUCAUAACUUAAUCAGAUUUGCAAACGCGGAUGCAGACUAUAAUCUUAUUUCCCUAGGACUUUAUCCCGGCCUAUUCCCACCUUAGUGAGGAUAUGUUAAACUGCAACAGUAAAUCUGAGGUAUUCUACCUCCUUUCUGUAUCUCCCAGAGUUAGAGCUCCCUUUCCAGGGGCACAUUGAUGCAGAACAUUUUGAAAAAAUUUUGAAUCACAUAUAGAACUGCAACACCACAUUAUUACCGUGUUAGUAAAAUAAGGUGUUACCUUCCUGUAUUCCUAAUAGGGCAAAAUGUCUCUUGAAAAAGAGGUACCCUAACACAGUGCAAAAAUGGAAUUAUGUUUUAUUCAAUGUCUCUGCAGACAGCAGUAUUGUCAUAUAAAUAGAUUGACCUUACCUGUCUGGAGAAAUCCCGGACGAGCCCCCAAAAGUGUAAGAAAACCAUGUAGUUUUCUUGAGCUGAUGGAAGUGAAAGAGGAAAGUCAAGAACCGAUUGAAGUGGAGGAGAAAUCUCGUGAUUUCAAAAUUGGAGAAAAAUCUUUGAGUGACUCAAAACCUAAAAUAAAAGCAGCCAAUAAAUCUUUAAUCUGCUCUCAGUGUGGAAAGAGUUUAACAUGUAAUAAAGAUCUUAAUAUACACAUGAGAAUUCAUACUGGAGAGAAACCUUACAAGUGCUCACACUGUGGAAAGAGUUUCACUCAUUUUGAUUACCUGAAAAAACACGAGAGAAUUCAUACUGGAGAAAAACCUUACAUGUGCUCACACUGUGGAAAGAGUUUCACUCAUUUUGAUUACCUGAAAAAACACGAGAGAAUUCAUACUGGAGAAAAACCUUACAAGUGCUCACACUGUGGAAAGAGUUUCACUCAGUCACAAGACCUGAAAAAACACAAGAGAAUUCAUACUGGAGAAAAACCUUACAAGUGCUCACACUGUGAAAAGAGUUUCACUUAUUUGAGUGCCCUGAAUACACAUGAGAGAAUCCAUACUGGAGAAAAACCUUACAAGUGCUCACACUGUGAAAAGAGUUUCACUCAAUUGAGUUCCCUGAAUACACAUGAGAGAAUCCAUACUGGAGAAAAACCUUACAAGUGCUCACACUGUGGAAAGAGUUUCACUCAAUUGAGUUCCCUGAAUACACAUGAGAGAAAUCAUACUGGAGAAAAACCUUACAGGUGCUCACACUGUGGAAAGAGUUUCAGUCAGUUAACAUACCUAAAAAGUCAUAAGAGAAUUCAUGCAGGAUAGUCUUGUCAAAUUGUUGUGAUGACUCUCCACCAGAAGAUGGCAGCACCUGCAAUCAUUAGACUACAUGCCCGUAUUGGUGGUGUGAUGUUGUACAACUUGCAUCUUGAGAACAUUUUAUGUAUGUACUGUAUUGUUGUUCUUGUGUUCCAGAUGAUCAGGUGCUGAUGUGAGCAGAACCCCACUAAAUUUGAAUCUUUGCAAAAGCAAUGUGCUGAAGUUGUUGUUUCUUUCCAUUUGUGGCAUAAAGUUGAUUACAUCAAAAAACAACACACAACCCUGUGACGGUGGUAAUCAUGAAAUUAAUAUACCACUCGUUACAGAACUACACACAGUUACCAAACCAUUUUAA